This is a messenger RNA of Lachancea nothofagi CBS 11611, 1164 nucleotides long. The record is from the annotation of a GenBank genome assembly. NCBI's taxonomy places the organism in Eukaryota, Fungi, Ascomycota, Saccharomycetes, Saccharomycetales, Saccharomycetaceae.
AUGUCCUCCACGGCACCUCUUCCAUUAGGAGAUUUUUCCAAGAUUUCUGCUAUUCCAGGUGUUUCGCCAAUGACGGAUGCGCAACAGAAGGAAUCGUUCUGGUCCUCCAACCCCAUUUUCAGCUACUUGAACAACGUCUACAAUAACAUCCAUGAGCAUAGACAUUCGCUGGCUUUGACCAAUCCAGGCACGAUUGAAAACCUGAACAAAGAAGUCUCCAGAGAUGUGCUCGUCAACCAGUAUUUCUUCACCGGUUUAAGGGCUGAUCUCAAUAAGGCAUUUUGCAUGAACCCCGCCUUCCAGACCUCGCACACUCUGUCGGUUGGCUCGGCCAAUUUGCCUAGCUACGCGUUCUCGGCGCUUUUCGCCAACGACAACAUGUUCAUUCAAGGUAAUGUCGAUAACGACCUCAGUGUCUCUGGUAGACUCAACUACGGCUGGGACAAGAAUAACAUCACCAAAGCAACCUUGCAGUUUUCGCAGGGUCAACCAAGCAUGUGUCAACUCGAACAGGACUACCAAGGCUCCGAUUUCUCGCUAAACUUCAAAUCCCUGAACCCAUCCGUUACGUCCAAGGGUGAUUUCACUGGUGUCGCCGUGGGUUCUAUUUUACAAAGUGUCACUCCACAGUUUGCGUUGGGUCUAGAAGCUAUUUUCAGCAGAGGUCAAUCGGGCAUGCCUGCCGAUGCUGCUGUGUCCUACGUGACCCGUUACGUGGCUCCAAAGCAAGACUGGAUCUUUUCAGGUCAGCUGCAAGCUAACGGUGCUCUAGUUGCUUCCUUCUGGCGCAAGGUUGCCGCCAAUGUCGAAGCAGGUUUGGAGACUAGUUUGCAAGCUGGUAUGGCCCCAAUUGCUGAUCCUGUCAUUGGAACACCUAUCGGAAUUCAACCUAUCAUUGAAGGUGCCACAACUCUAGGCUGCAAAUACGAAUACAGACAAUCUGUUUUCCGUGGUUCUUUGGACUCUACUGGUAAAGUCAGUUGCUUCUUGGAAAGAAAAAUCUUACCAACUUUGUCUGUUCUCUUCUGUGGUGAAGUUGAUCAUUUCAAGCAAGAAAGUAAACUAGGUUGUGGUCUGCAAUUUGAGACUGCUGGUAGUGAAGAACUUUUGAUGAUGCAACAAGGCUUGGACCCAAACGGUAACCCGUUGCAGGCUCCGCUAUAG